Molecule: messenger RNA, 3263 nt
Organism: Musa acuminata AAA Group (dessert banana)
Lineage: Eukaryota; Viridiplantae; Streptophyta; Magnoliopsida; Zingiberales; Musaceae
Product: LEAF RUST 10 DISEASE-RESISTANCE LOCUS RECEPTOR-LIKE PROTEIN KINASE-like 1.2
Exons: 5
Coding region: 6-2015 (669 amino acids)
Biological process (GO): protein phosphorylation
Molecular function (GO): protein kinase activity; ATP binding; polysaccharide binding
Source: RefSeq, a predicted model, not a curated record
ACAAAAUGCGUGCCAAAUCGUUGCCGAGCUUCACUCUUAUCCUCUCCAUCCUCGUGCUCUUGAUCAGCUUCUCGCGGCAGAUAAAACCAGCCGCAGCGGACGGGUCAGAGACGGGAGGGUGCGAGGUCAGCAGCCGCUGCGGAGAUGCUGUAGACAUUAGCGACCCCUUCUGGCUCAGUGGGGGUGAUGCAUUCUGUGGCGAUCCCGCUUUUGAAGUCGAGUGCACAGGUGGUCUCCCCAUUCUGGCGAACUCCUUGGGAGGAGGGUCGUACUUUAUCAAACAGAUCUUCCACCGUAACAAGUCAUUGUUGGUUGCCAACACCCAAUUCGCCCGCGGCGACUGCCCGAUCCCUCACGACGAUUCCCAGUUAGGACUCCAUGAUCACGUCGACCAUUACUUCACGAUCAGCACCGCCAACAAAGUGCUCUUCUUGUUUCGUAACUGCUCGGGAAUCCCACCCGGCCAUCACGAAAGGAUACGGUGCGCUAAUGAUACUUUCGCUGAACUCGGUGAAAGCUAUGACUACCCAAAGCCGCCGAAUUGGUCGAGCGAGUGUGAGGUGGUCAAUGCACCGGUUUUCCCGUAUGGUGCAGAGGAAGAGAGUGGACGCACCAACUACGAGGAUCUCCUCAAGAACGGAUUUCUGGUGGAAUGGUGGUCGAACCCUGAAGGCUGUGAGGAAUGCAGAGAGAGCGACGGGAAGUGCGGGUCUCAUCACGAGACAGGGGACUUCGUCUGUCACUGCCCACGAGGAUGGGAUGAACCCAGCAGUUGCGGAAAACGACACAAAAAUAUGAACAAGCUUGUGAUAGGAAUUUGUGUAGGCGUAGGCUGCUUGGUCAUGGCAAGCUUCGGAUGCUUCUUUUAUUACCAUUGCAGCUGGAGGAGAAAACAGCAAUCAUCAUUUCUGCUAUCGCGAAACGUCUCUUCCCAUCCAACUUCUGAGAGUGAUCUAGAAUUCGGCAGCGAACAAUACCAUACCCAAAUCUUCAUGUACGAAGAACUGGAGGGUGCCACGGAUGGCUUCAGCACCUCAAAUGUGCUCGGUGAUGGCGGAUUUGGCACUGUCUACAAAGGAAAGCUCCGUGAUGGUCGAACGGUGGCCAUCAAGCGAUUCUACAAGGACAACUACAGGCUCGUCGAGCAGUUCAUCAACGAGGUCUACAUCCUCUCUUCCAUCCGCCACCAGAACCUCGUCACCCUGUACGGCUGCACCUCCCGCAGCAGUCGCGAGCUCCUCCUCGUGUACGAGUACGUGCCCAACGGCACCGUCGCAGACCACCUCCAUGGCUGCCGUGCUUGCGAGGGGGCCCUCACGUGGCCCCUCCGGAUGAGCAUCGCCAUCGAGACAGCCGACGCACUCAGCUACCUCCACGCCAUCACGCCCCAAAUCAUCCACCGAGACGUCAAGACCACCAACAUCUUGCUCGACAGGAGCUUCCAUGUCAAGGUUGGGGACUUCGGGUUAUCCAGGCUUUUCCCGGUCAACGCCACCCACGUAUCCACCGCACCACAGGGCACGCCCGGCUACGUCGACCCCGACUACCACCAGUGCUACCAGCUCACCGACAAAAGUGAUGUGUACAGCUUCGGGGUGAUGCUGGUAGAGCUCAUAUCUUCCAAGCCUGCUGUGGACGUCAGUAGGCAGAGCCGUGACAUCAAUUUGGCCAACAUGGCCAUCGACAAGAUCCAAAAGCAAGAACUGGAUCAGCUGGUCGAUCCAAAGCUCUGGUUUCGGUCGGACUGCAACAUAAGGACGAUGAUCGAGCGGGUGGCUGGAGUAGCGUUCAGGUGCUUGCAAGCGGAGAAGGAGAUGAGGCCUCCCAUCAAAGAGGUUCUCGAGGUACUGAAAGGGAUAGAGGAUGAGGGACGGAACGGCGCGAAGGGUGUGGAAGCUGAUGCUACGGUAAAUGACGAAGAUUGCUUGCUGAGGAAGAAGUCGCCGCCACAUUCGCCAGACUCUGUUGCAACACGGUGGGAAAGCAAGUCGACGACACCAAACUAUAGUGCUUGAUGAGGAUUUCCAGGGGAGAUCGAUGUUUACGUGUGCUAUUAAUGGGUUGCCGGUCGGCUGAACCGCCGGCUUCUCAGAAACCAAGAUCGUGCCAAAUUCUGCAGCCGAAUACGGGGCAGACAGCAGUAGACAUCAACAUUAGCACACUCAAUGGUACUUAAUAUCCCCCAAUGCUGCUGUCUAAUUGAGUUCCACAUAAAGUUUUACAACUAGAGGAACUCAAUUCAUCGAAACGAAGAUACAGAAAGAGAAGAUUUUUACCUCCAGAAACGAAAACACAGAACAAAUGGAAUCUCUCCACGGUCUGAGAUGCUAAAAGGUCACCUGCAGAGAAAGGGCACAAAUAUGACAAAGUAACCCAUCACAAGCGAGUUGCACAGCGUAACUCAAAUAGCAUGUUCGCGUGCUGCAUCAGACUCCCGCCUUUGAUUCCUCAUUUCCUCGUAGAACUUCUCUAUAAACCUCUCUGCUCUCUGAUCCACGGUCCCGUCCUCUUCAUCACCGUACUCCGAGAACUCACGAGAGAGUUCUCUUCCGAUUCCAUCGUCAUCGUACAGAAGCUCGUCCCGAAAAGCUCCGCCGGGCGACAGCAUCUCGUGCUCAUCCUGGAACACGCCACCCUCCGCGACAGACUCCGCGCCAUCGCCGCCGCAAAGCAGCGACAGAAAGCGGCUCCUCUUCUUCGGCGGGGCACAAGGGCGGCGGAAGAGCGGGGAGUUGGAGGGCGAGAACUCGUACUCCGCGAUGAAGGCGUAGUUGUAGUGCCGGAGGAGGUUGAACCUUUUGGUCCGCUUGAGGAGCAGCAGCUUCCGGGCGAUGGGCCGCCUGACCUUGGCCACGCGGGUACUGAAGCUGAGGGCGAUGAGGUCCAACGCCUUCCUGACGAUGGGGCUCCUCUUUCUCACCAUGGCUGCGCAUCCUCCUUCCUCGGCCGGGGUCUUAAUGGAGGGAGGCGCGGGCGGAGCGAGUGGGGUAUAGAGCUGGAAAGCGAUGCUGCCGAGGUCGGUGGAUUUGUACUUUAGCUCUGAAAUUUGAAACAGCGAGGCAGCUGCAGGUAGCCGUUGAUGCGAGCGGUGUCCCACUAUCGGAAGCAUACGAGCUCGCGAGCAGUGUCGUGAGGGAGUUCGUGGGUGGUGUUGAGCAAUUCGGGUGUUUUCUGUGAUCGUGCUACGGAGACGUAUGGGAUGUUUUUGUUCUGUAUCGAUGGAUGGAUGCUUUGGACAUAAACAACAUUUCGUAUUUGUCUUA